CAUCUUAUUACCCUGCGCGUUCUGGUCUGAUAUAAAAGCCUGUACAGGAGCGUCGAGCCAUCAGACACACGCACAGUCAACCCGAGUGAGAACGAGGCAAACUUGUUUUCCUCGCUCGGACCCGUAUUUCAUCAAUCAAGAGGGAGAAAACAACAAGGACGCCCACCUUUUUUUGCGCAAGAUUAUUUGGAAUUAUUUCAUACAGGGAUUUCCCCCAAGGAUCAUUCUGCUGCGGAUUAUUUAUUGACAAAAAGAUCCUAAAUAAAAAAGAGGCUUGUCUCGGAGAAGAGAAGACAAUCAUAAGGAAAGUGAAUUCUGAUUUAAGGACGAGCCCAUCAAACUUUCUCCAUGUUUUUUUGAGUUGAGCUGCACCAACCUGUGGAACUUUGAGCGAUUGUUUUGAACGGGCUGUCAACACAAUGGGACGCCUGUGUCUGACCUUAGUUGUCACGCUCUCCCUUUUCACCUGCCAGGUUUUGUGCUCGGGGGUGUUUGAGCUCAAGCUACAAGAAUUUCUAAACAAAAAAGGGGUGUCGGGCAACGCCAAUUGUUGCCCCAGCGGCGGCGGCGGUUCGGCUCAUCAGCUGGGCCACCAGCAGUGCGAGUGCAAGACUUUCUUCCGGAUCUGUCUAAAGCACUACCAGGCCAACGUGUCUCCUGAGCCCCCCUGCACGUACGGCGGUGCGGUGACCCCAGUUCUGGGCUCCAACUCCUUCCAGGUCCCUGAAACGAACGCGGACACCUUCACCAACCCGAUCCGCUUCAAUUUCGGCUUCACAUGGCCGGGGACAUUUUCACUGAUCAUUGAGGCUCUGCACACAGACUCCCUGGACGACCUGGCAACAGACAACCCAGAGCACCUCAUCAGCCGCAUCACCACUCAGCGUCACCUAACAGUUGGAGAGGAAUGGUCCAAAGACAUGCAGACAGCAGGCAGGACGGAGCUACGUUACUCCUACCGCUUCCUGUGUGACGAGCAUUAUUAUGGCGAGGGCUGCUCCGUGUUCUGUCGGCCCCGAGACGAUGCCUUUGGACACUUCACCUGUGGAGAGCGUGGCGAGAUCAUUUGCAACUCUGGCUGGAAGGGACAGUACUGCACUGAACCAAUUUGUCUCCCUGGCUGCGAUGAAGAUCACGGCUUCUGUGAGAAACCUGGUGAAUGCAAGUGCCGCGUGGGAUUCAGUGGUCGUUACUGUGAUGACUGUAUCCGUUACCCGGGCUGCCUCCAUGGUACGUGCCAACAACCCUGGCAGUGCAACUGCCAGGAGGGAUGGGGCGGCCUCUUCUGCAACCAGGAUCUCAACUACUGUACACACCACAAGCCAUGUCUCAAUGGUGCCACAUGUACCAACACUGGCCAGGGCAGCUACACAUGCUCCUGUCCACCUGGCUAUACAGGUGCCAGCUGUGAGAUUGAGGUCAAUGAAUGUUCUGGAAACCCCUGUCGCAAUGGUGGCAGCUGCUCCGACCAAGACGGAAGCUAUCAGUGCACCUGUCCACUUGGUUUCUAUGGCAAAAACUGUGAGUUGAGUGCCAGUAGCUGUGCGGAUGGGCCUUGCUUCAAUGCUGGACGCUGUGUCGACAACCCGGAGGGGGGCUACUUCUGUCAGUGCCCCAUGGGAUACGCUGGAUUCAAUUGUGAAAAAAAAAUUGACCACUGCUCAUCCAACCCCUGCUUGAAUGGAGCAGAAUGUGUGGAUUUAGUGAACUCGUACCUCUGUCAGUGUACUGAAGGCUUUUCUGGUACCAACUGUGAGGACAGUAGCAGUGGCCUCUCUGGACAUUGUCUGUCUUUUCCUUGUCAGAAUGGUGGGACAUGCCAGGAGGGAGUAAAUGGCUACACAUGCACCUGCCCACCAGGGUAUACUGGCAAAAACUGCAGUUCCCCCAUCUCCCGCUGUGCUCACAAUCCUUGCCACAAUGGAGCCACUUGCCAUGAGCGCGGUGGUCGCUAUGUGUGCGCCUGCUUGCCAGACUACGGCGGGCACAACUGCCAGUUCCUCUUACCAGAAGUUCCCAAGGGUCAGCCGGUGGUGGAUGGACCGGACCGGCGAUAUUCCUCACUGGAAAGCGAAAGUUUUGACGAUGACGACAACGACGACAGCGGCUUUCCCUGGACUGCCGUGUGCGCUGGCGUCUUCCUAGUUCUGGUGAUUCUCAUCGGUUGCUCUGUGUUGGUGGUCUACGCUCGGGUCAAACUACAGGAGCGGCACAGUCAUCGCAGCGACAGCGUUCGAAGCGACAGCCACGAAACAAUGAACAACCUGACGACCACCAACAAUUGCCUCCGCAGUGACAAGGAGCUGGUCACUGUCAUGACAACAUCCAUUAAAAACACCAACAAAAAGGCAGAUUACCAUUCUGAACUGGCUGGUUCACUUGGUGGUCUGAGUGGGACCAGCGGGCUGAAUGGGCUUGGUGGAUCAGAGAAGCAAGGCUUCAAGUCUCGCUACUCCAGUGUGGAGUAUAACCUCGUUCACGAGUUGCGGCCUGAGGAGGUGUCACUGUGCAAACAGGAGGACCAUGACGUGCCAGAGGUGAAGUGUGAGCUGCUGGGAGAGUCUGAUACUGAGGAAAUAUGCAGGAAAAGACAGAACAGUGAUGUAUCAGAAGCGAAACAAGUGGAAGAGUCACCAAGCUGCAGCGAAACCAUGUAUCCAUCAUCCUACGAUCUGAAGCAACAUGCCGCCAGUGAUCUUAAAUCCCAAUCAUCCAGUGAUGUCAAAUACCCGUCAAGCUGUGAUGUUGAAUAUCACUGCAGCGCCAGUGGUGAGAGCAAGUACCAGUGCGCCACAGACACCAAAUACCAGUCUGUGUACGUCAUGUCAGACCAGAAAGACGAGUGCUUAAUCGCGACAGAGGUAUGAUACUCAUCAUGAUCAAGUUCCAACCCGAUCCCUCUGGGCGAUGGUGGUCCUCGCUAACCCUGAGCAGUACAGCUCAGCUUGUCUCCGGGAGGUUUUACUCCUGCGGUUUGCUGCUGUUCCCUGGAAUUUACCGAAGGAUCCUGGAGCCAAGGUGACACUGAACCAAUGCAGAGUCAGUGAAUUUUGGACAAUGAUGACCUCAAAUGAGGAUGUCGCUUUCAUACUUGAUGCUCAGCCCUACAAAGUAUCUUCCAAGCACCUGAAGUAGCGCAUGCCUUGUUCAAAUUUGAAACAAUGAUGGACUCAUGCUAUCCAAUGACUUUUGCUGAAGGACAAUGGAAGAGCUUCAUAUCUAAUACAGUAUUGGCAUCGAGGUGGAUCCAAGGGAGCGUUGGCCUGGAUGAUGAAAUAGUAGUACCGUGGAGUACUGAUCGAAUGAACAGAGUGGUACCUUUGGAGUACUGAGAGCUUAUGA
Hippocampus comes (tiger tail seahorse) is the source of this 3342-nucleotide messenger RNA. RefSeq names its product dihydrolipoamide dehydrogenase (gene dldh). Gene Ontology annotation, molecular function: calcium ion binding; Notch binding. Gene Ontology annotation, biological process: multicellular organism development; cell communication; Notch signaling pathway. Gene Ontology annotation, cellular component: membrane. Bases 420 to 2867 code for a protein of 815 amino acids. NCBI's taxonomy places the organism in Eukaryota, Metazoa, Chordata, Actinopteri, Syngnathiformes, Syngnathidae. The record is from RefSeq and is a predicted model, not a curated record. The transcript has 12 exons.